AUGUCAAAUGAUAAACACAGUUCUAAUUUUUUUAGUGAAUUUAAUAUAUAUAAUAAAAAAAAUGCAAAAAAAAUUGUGUAUAGAUAUUUUCAAAAUAGAACACAAAAACAAACUAAGUAUAUAACAGUUACUUUAUUAGCUUUUAGUGGGCUAUUUUUAUAUAUUACUAAUAAAGCUUAUGAUAGGAAUAUUUUUUAUUUAAAUAAUGAAGUUUAUAAAAAAUUCAACAAAAAUUAUGAUUCUUCUUCACCAUUGGAAGCUCAAAACAGAGCUUUUAAGCAAAUAUUUAUAAAAGCAAAAAGAAAAGAUUUAGAGUUAGAAUCAAAACCAUUGAUUUCUCAAAUAAUUAAUGAAAAGGAAUAA
Messenger RNA from Plasmodium relictum, 363 nucleotides. RefSeq names its product conserved Plasmodium protein, unknown function. The record is from RefSeq and is a predicted model, not a curated record. Lineage: Eukaryota; Apicomplexa; Aconoidasida; Haemosporida; Plasmodiidae. The coding region runs from base 1 to 363 and encodes 120 amino acids. The transcript is spliced from 2 exons.